Penicillium verrucosum is the source of this 1794-nucleotide messenger RNA. RefSeq names its product putative amino acid transporter. The record is from RefSeq and is a predicted model, not a curated record. Gene Ontology annotation, molecular function: amino acid transmembrane transporter activity. The coding region runs from base 1 to 1794 and encodes 597 amino acids. Gene Ontology annotation, biological process: amino acid transmembrane transport. Gene Ontology annotation, cellular component: vacuolar membrane. The transcript has 3 exons. Lineage: Eukaryota; Fungi; Ascomycota; Eurotiomycetes; Eurotiales; Aspergillaceae.
AUGGCAGACAAGAUCUCCAGCACUAUAGGUGUUGAGGCCGAUGCUUAUCCGAAUGGAGAAAAGAGGGACACCAAGGAGCCUACCGACUCUGCUCCUCCUUACAAACCCGCAUCUACCUUUUUUGAUGCCAGUCACUCCACCUACACGGAUAGUAGCAUCACCUUUGAGAACUAUAUCCACUGGGCCAAGCGGUCACGCGAGAUUGAGAAGCAUAUUUUGACCGAAAAUGAGGGAUUCGAGGGCAUGUUCAGGAAGCUUCUUAAGAAAAAGUCGGAUGCUCCAGUGCCAAUCCAGACAGACACCCAGGAACAGAAUUCUACUGUGACUGAUCCCAGCGCCAAGCCUAGCACAACCGAUGAUUGGGGUGUUACAGAGUCAGAAUGGGAACAGGCACAAAGGGCCGCACGAACUGCAACCUGGGGUUCGAUCUUCUAUCUCAUUUCCACAGACAUUCUUGGACCGAUCAAUGUCCCCUGGGCGAUCAGUCAGAUGGGCUUUGGACCAGGGGCUCUACUUUACACUGUUUUUGGCGCCAUGGCUUGUUACUCUGGCUUGCAAUUAUGGAAAAUCUUCGUCGGUCUUGACUCCACUCGAUUCCCGAUGCGCAAUUAUGGCGAUUUGGCUUUCCGCGUCUACGGAAACUGGGCACGCAUUGGCGUGAACGUCCUACAAAGCUUCCAGUUCUUCCUCAAUGUGACCCUGCUCAUUGUAAGCAAUGGACAAGGAUUGGCACAGAUGGCUGUUGGUUCCAAUGGUAAAGGGUUCCUUUGUUUCAUCGCUGCUCAGGUUAUUUUCAUGGUCAUCGGCUUUAUACUCGGACAGAUUCGGACCCUACAACGCCUUUCUUACCUGGCUAACAUAGCGGUCUGGCUGAAUAUUAUCGUCGUUAUCAUGACCAUGGCUGUGGUUCAUGAGUAUCCUCCUAACUACAAAGCUUCGCUGACUAGUUACGGUACCCCAAAGGGACCCGUGAAGACAACCGGGUACUGGCCUGAGGGUUCGACUCUUGACAACAAAGUCAAUGCUAUGAUGAAUGCCGUGUUCGCGUACGGCGGCGCAACCCUCUUCAAUGAGCUCAUGGCUGAGAUGAGACGGCCAUAUGACUUCUGGAAGGGCUUUAUCAUUGCUGAGAUCUUCAUCUACGUUUGCUACCUUGUCUCGGGCAUGGUUGUGUACAGUGCGCAGGGCCAGUUUACAUUCAAUCCUUCCUACCAAGGUAUUCCAAAUUCUGCCUACAAUUUCCAGACUCUAGGCAACGCCAUCUCAUUUAUCACCGGUGUCAUCGCUGCACUGCUGUAUGGCAACAUCGGCAUUAAAGUCUUCUACUCUGCCGUGCUACGCGAUCUCUUCCGUUUCCCAGAAUUGAACAGUCGAACUGGCAAGUGGUUGUGGGUUGGGCUCGUGCCUGUCUACUGGACUCUCGCCUGGAUUAUUGCCGCCGCAAUUCCACAAAUCAGCAAUCUAACAUCAUUUGUGGGAGCCGCCUGCAUCCUGCGGUUUUCUUACACAUUCCCACCACUGUUGCUGGUUGGGUUCAAUGUCCAGAAUGAUGCGAUACUCCCCGAAGAGGAGUUCAAUUCCACAACUGGCCAAGUACAGCGCGUGGACAAUGGAAUCAAGCGGUUGAUUAGAGGUUACAAGAAGAAGUUUAUUCGGAACACUUUCGAUGUAAUCUACUCGCUUUCUGCAUUGUCCGCUGCUGGCCUGGGAAUUUGGGCUUCGGUCACUGCCAUGAACAAGGAUUUCAAGUCGGGUAAACUCACCCCUUUCACUUGUGCGAACCCGGCUGGAUAG